AUGAUUUCCGUGAACACACUUUGCUCAUUUAUUGCAACCCAGUCUGAAGAUAGAGUCAUGUUCAGGAAAGCUGGUGCCUCAGUUCACUCAGAUUCUAGUACAUCUCCUCGACUACCUGGAGAAGAGGAGAUCAAGGAGGAGGAGGAGGAGGAGGAGGAAGAUGAGGGUAGAGUAGAUGUUGUUGGGCUAGAUCCUAUAGAACCUUCAGAUACAGGUGUCGGAGAGAAGCUAAAAGAGGAGAGAGAACUUGUCCAAACCAAACCAACCAAAUUUAGACCUUUCGAUGUCAGUUCUUUGAUCGGAGAACAGGGCGUGAAGAGAGAAGUCUGCUCUAGUCCUGUUAAACCAUCUAGUCCUGAUAUGAACUCAGCUCCAACCCUGAACUCAUAUCUAGGCUUCUACCAACACCUUCUCAGCUCAGGAUCUCACAGCUUCAGUCAGAACUUUACUCCGGGUAUAGGGUUUAAUAUCAAUCCUCUUCUAUUUAACAGUUUAGCUCUAGCGUCUCAAAAUCCGUUCCUAGCUUACUCUACCCUGGGUUCCCUGAGCCAGCUACCACUGGGGGAGAGAUUAAAACAAAAUAGAUUUAGUCCUUACAACCCUUUUCCUCUUCCUCGUCCUUUCUCGGGAGAGUUAAAGUCUGCUUCUCAAUCCGUUCUACCCAAACCAUCUCAUUCAUCCAGUAUGCAUAGUCCGGCCACACCUCUUAGUUCUAGUCCGGCCAGCCUCGCCUCAUUCUCCCCACCCCCGUCCACCGAUAUAAAGAAUAUAGAGAAGAUGGUUAAAGAUCUAAGUGGAGAGAGCAGGACUUACGGGAUAUCACACUAGAUAUCCUGUAUCCUGUAUCCUUUAUCAUGUAUCCUGUAUCCUUUAUCCUAUAUCAUGUAUUCUGUAUCCUGUA
Messenger RNA from Eurytemora carolleeae, 901 nucleotides. RefSeq lists its product as uncharacterized. NCBI's taxonomy places the organism in Eukaryota, Metazoa, Arthropoda, Copepoda, Calanoida, Temoridae. The record is from RefSeq and is a predicted model, not a curated record. Bases 1 to 828 code for a protein of 275 amino acids. The transcript has 2 exons.